This is a messenger RNA of Larimichthys crocea (large yellow croaker), 3247 nucleotides long. RefSeq names its product transmembrane protein 65. The transcript has 8 exons. NCBI's taxonomy places the organism in Eukaryota, Metazoa, Chordata, Actinopteri, Sciaenidae. Gene Ontology annotation, cellular component: mitochondrion. Gene Ontology annotation, biological process: cardiac ventricle development; regulation of cardiac conduction. Bases 336 to 1103 code for a protein of 255 amino acids. The record is from RefSeq and is a predicted model, not a curated record.
CGGCGGUGCCGUCAGAGUUACGCACGGAGGAAAGCAGCGCUCCUAUUGGAAAAUAUUUUCGGGGUUGCUGGUGCCCUCCCAUCCGCCUAACACCAUCCUGUCAGCCAGAGGUUACAGCAGCAGGGUCCAACGCUCGCAAAAAUGUGAUUUUGCACAAACACUAACAAUCAGUCAGCUGUGUCCGGUUAUCGACAACAUCUCGCGGCUGGUUCAGAGGAGAAACGCGUCCGCAGGAGGAGCUUCUGCACCGCGAAGGAUUCCUGUGGAGGUUGUUGGACGGGACAGCGGAGCAUCGACUGAGGUUCCCGGCGCAUUGCUCUACUCCCAUCCCAGAGAUGCUGCCCUGCCUGCGGAGAGUCCUGCGGCCCGUGCUCUCUCUGAGAGCCGGGACUGGCUUUACCACAGCCGGACUCAGCAACCACCAAACCUCCGCCAUAGCAUCCCGGUUCGCCUCACAGCCUCCACUCUCCAUGCUGGUGCAGAGGUGUAACCUCGGUACGCACCCUCUGAAGGAGCCCGUGGAGCCACUCAACUCGCCCAGGGGAGCCAAGGAGUUUAUUUAUAGCCUUCAUCCGUCUGAGCGCACCUGUCUCCUGCGUGAACUGCACAGGUUCGAGUCCAUAGCCAUAGCUCAAGGGCAGCUGGAAAUUGCACCACCCACUGCAGCACAGUUAAGAUAUGUUCUGCUGCACAAUGCUCUCCCUUUUGUUGGAUUUGGAUUCCUGGACAACUGCAUCAUGAUUGUCGCUGGCACGCAGAUUGAGUUAUCCAUCGGCGUGAUCCUCGGCAUUUCAACUAUGGCGGCUGCUGCCCUUGGCAACCUGGUGUCUGAUCUGGCAGGACUAGGGCUGGCAGGUUAUGUGGAGGCUCUGGCGUCUCGGCUGGGAAUGCAGAUUCCUGACUUGAGCCCAAAACAGGCUGACAUGUGGCAGACCAGAGUCAGCUCUCACUCGGGUAAAGCCAUCGGCGUUGGCAUCGGCUGUAUUCUCGGCAUGUUCCCUCUACUGUUCUUCACAGAUGACGAUGAGAAGAAAAAGGGCCAGACGGAGGCACAGGAGAAAACACAACCACCACCUUCUCCAACGGAGAGCAGCAAAAACUGAAACUGAUCGGAGACAAAUACUAUUUGGAAUCCAUUAGAAUACUUUAAAACUGGGGCUCAAUGGCUGUGUCUGGUGGACUGGAGUGUAUGGCAAUGUCUUUGAACCCCAUACAGUCUAAUCUCCGGGUACUUUGCUUUGCAAGGCCCAGUCAAUCUAUCAAAGGUAUUCUGAAGAGGAUUUUAGAUAUUAUUUGAUUCUAGACUUUGAACUUAAGCACAGGGACCUGAACUGUCUCUUGACAAGAGACGGUUGAUUUAUUGGACUGCUGCUCCUCCAACUGUUGCACCGUAACCUCACCAUGUUUUGACUGACCGACACGGGCUGAAACUCAUUUAUCUUAAACACACUGCAGUGACCUCUUUCUCUCCUCUGCUCCGAGUCUUUUGAAUAUAUAUACCUAUGUCUCUAGAUGGUUUGAUGACAAGUAAGGGUAGUUGACCGUUUGGGGACUCAUUCAAUUCAUUCAUUCAAUAUCACAACAAACUUUGAAAACAGUGAAACACAUUCAGAGCUCUUUAAGAAAAGAAAUCGUAAAAGUAUCUUACAUGGCAUUUUGACAGUGAAGCUUUCCUAAAAAUUGAGGCAGGACUAUGGCUUGAUUCUGCAGUGUUAGGAGCCAUGCGUUGAAGAACGUUCCUAAUGAGUUUCUGACGGUGAUGACUCAUGGAAAGAAGGUUACUUUUGCAUACAAAGAUUCCUCCUUCCACAGCAAGUACAUUAUACUUCAGUACAGUACUUCAAGCAUGUUUGGCUACUUGAUGAUGUCAAAGUCUCAAAGUCCCGCCAGUGUUAAAUAUUUAACAUGCUAGCUGCUCCAUUGGAUUUUUAAAAUGUUUUUUGUCGCUGAUUAACUUUAUAUGCUUUGUGAGAAUCACCCAAAGCAAUUAUACGCACAAAAUGUUUCCCUUGUAUACUGUGUGUAGCCAGGUAGGUGCAAUUCAAGAUUAUCUAACCAAACAAACAGUUUGCUACUUAACUAAGUAUCAGGAAGGAGAGAAAUACAAAGAGGCAGAGAUAUAAAAUACCACCUGAACCCCUAAAGUCUCGAUUGCACUGACCCUCUGGUUUCAAUACCAUAUGAUUAAUCUCCUCCAGCUCUGCAUCAAGCAAGCUGUGGCUGAACUUCAGGCGCACAGUGAGACAGCACCAGGCCCUGAGUCCAGUUUCUAUUAUGGAGCCAUUAAGAUCAGUAGAUAAUUUGAAUUGAUGUCACACUAAAAGAUUGAGAUGAACCCGUUUCCAUUCUGUGAAAAAAGCUUUUUAACACGAACGCACAACUCCAUUUUUUCCCAUUCCUCUAGAUCCAUUAUCCCUGCUCUACUGCCCUCCUCUGGCUGAACUUCAGAGGUGUCAGUUUUAGUCGUUUUUGUUGUCAGUUCAGUUCAGUUCAGUUUACACCUUAUAUUGUCACACACUUGUGGUUGUAAAUUAUCACCGAUUUGCUUUCCCUGCUUAGUAUUCAAACCCCUCAGUGUCUCGCUGCUAAGCUUCUCUGGCUAUAAUUUCUCACUUUAUGAAUUUGUUCUUAAUCAGUGUUCUUAUUUUUAAACCAAAACUAGGUCAUUUGCCAACCAAGGCAGAAAGAGCAUAUUUCCAAGUCUUAAGUAAGCCGUCACUUUAGCUUGUCACCCGCUUGGCACAUGUUACUCAGAACUGAAGACUGAUUAUUUAUGGUGUCAAGUCUGUUUCGAGCUUGAUGUUGAAGGAAGCAGCCAUGUGUCACCAAAUGAAAUUUCCUUGCAGGAAUAGUAUUUAUUUUUGUUUUAAUACUCAGUCUUGUAUUCAUGAUUUUCUCAUUGGAUAUUCUGUUUAUUUCAAAGGACAAUGUUAAGAAUAGAAGAUAUUUGUCAGCACAAGAAAACACUUUUGUGAGUAUAUUUUCAAAAAACAUUUGUCAACAAGGAAGGACUUUGCAACCAAUCACUGUAUGUUCCAGUCCAUAAUUAAACUUACUAAAGAUGCUCUGAAGACUUACACGGUAUAAGAUUGUUCCAGUUAUUUAUUAUGUUGGUAACAGUGAUCCUAAACAGUGGUAGAAUGAAGAAAAUGUACAAAGAAUAGAACAUAUUUAUGUGGUUAGGAUUUUUGAUCUGAUUGCUUGAUUUCCACCUUGCAUGAACUGCUAAUAAAAAAACCCUAUUGUA